Messenger RNA from Xyrichtys novacula (pearly razorfish), 5624 nucleotides. Lineage: Eukaryota; Metazoa; Chordata; Actinopteri; Labriformes; Labridae. The record is from the annotation of a GenBank genome assembly.
GCCGUCUUCCUCUACGGUGUUGCCGAAUACAACUUCCGGGCGCAUCGUCCUCUGGAAACCACAACGUGAGUAGAAACCGUUAGCAUCGUGUUUUUCUUUAAUAUAAGGAGAGGUUUGAGCUGACAUUAAUGAACAUUUGAGCUCUUUUAUGGCCGUACUUACAUGUAGUUGGGUGUUGUUUGUGUGAGCUGGUUCUCUGUAGCCGGUAGUUUAAAGGUUGUUGAGCUGCUAACAUCAGGAGUUAGCUUAGCUUCAUUCAAACUUUAGAGACAUUUUUAAUAAAACAGGAGUUUUCUCCCACAUUUACACCCUUAUUUCAGAACAUAAUAGCAGAUCUGUGUGUGAUUAUAGAUGUGAAUCAGCCGCUAAAGCUCUGAAAACGCGAGUUUAAUGAGGAUGUUGGUGUGAAAGGUUAAAGGGACAUUACACCGUUUACUGACAUGAGCUAACUGUCAUUAUAUUAAAGACACGAAACUCCGAUAGAAGAGCAGGAGGUUCGUCUGAAAGGAGCUCCUUAAAGGGAGAAAGAAACUUAACAUUCAGAGUUUGAAAAACGGGUUUUAAUUCUGCAGCUGAUUUCCUGUAGGGUUUCGAAGUGCAUUAUGGGAAAUGUAGUAUCAACAAAAUGUGACAGGAGAACAUCUUAGUGUUCACAUCUGAUGCUGUGAGUGAAAUUCAUAAAAACACACCUGAGUGGGAAAUCAGCGAGAGUCUCUGUGAGUUUACAGAGAAGAGAGAAUGAAGAGACGACGACAGAAGAAGAAGAAGAAAACUACACGAGUGUUUCCACGACUUAAAGGGAGAGAAGGUUCAUUUAGGGUCAAACACACCGUAACACCGAGUCAGACACCCCCUCCAGAGCUUCUCUAGUAAAGCACUUUUAAAAACAGAAGUUUACAAAGCGCUUUCACAUUUCAUCAUAAAAGACAGAUAAAAACAAAAAGCUCAGUUCAAACAGAAUUAAAGGUCGUUUUCAUGACAAUAUAAGAACCACGAGGACCAAAAUAAAAACAUUAGAGUUCAGAAAAAAGAAAAAUGCAGUUAAAAGGGAGGAGGAGAGCAGAAACAGGAUAGUAAAUAUAAAAGACAAAAUCAACAAUGAUGAUAAAAUAAUAAUAGGUAAUACAAAUAAUAAUAGAAAUGAUGAAAUAGAGAAACAGAAAUGUCCCUGAGGAGCCUUGAAACUAAUCAAUCAAAUUUUAAAAUCAAUCCUAAAACUGACAGGAAGUCAGUGAAGAGAGGCUGAAACUGGAGUCAUGUGACGCCGUCGACUAAAACCAGUUAAAAGUCGAGCUGCUGCGUUCUGAACGAGUCUGAGGAGGAAGAGUCAUUUCUGUUUUACCUCAAAUCUGAGGCUUUGAGACUCGACGUUUCUCUCUCCACUGUUGUUGGGUUCACAGAGUAUCUUACAGACGUAUCUUACAGACGUAUCUUGUAUGUUUAUCUCCUGCAUGUAUACAUACCCACAUAUACUCUGUUGUACCAGUAUAGAGAAAUACGCUCUCUCGGACUCACCUCCUCUCCUCACCUCCUCUCCUCACCUCCUCUCCUCACUCCCUCCAGAAUGGGCAGUGUUUUGGCUGCCAGUUCCCCCAACCCUUCACCCCCAGCCACUGGGGCUCCUAUCGCCCCGGGGUUGACGGUGCCGCCGGGCUUUGGGAUUCCUCCGGUGUCCUCGGUUAUCACCCCGGCUGAGGCGGCCGCAGGUCAGCAGCAGGAGGUAGAACCGCCUCUGCCGAACCCGGGUGCUUUUGAUGAGUGUCACCGCAAGUGCAAAGGUAAACAGGGAUGACCGCUAAAGGUGCAAGAAGGCCAAAUAUUAAAUCCCUGGUCCCGCCUGGUGCGUCUUUCUCAUUUGUUUCUUAUUUGAAUCUUUGUGUUUUUCAGAGGUUUUCCCCAUGCAGAUGGAAGGCGUCAGGCUCGUCGUCAACAAAGGCCUUAGCAACCACUUCCAGGUCAGUUCAGAUCAUUUUACAUGCAGGUAUUCGAUGAAUUAAAACCAGAACCUUUCUCCCUCUCUGGUUUACUAGAAAACAUCUAACCCCAAAUUUCCACUCCGUCUGGAAUGGCGGUGAUUUUCGCUGUCCGCCAAUUCCUACCACAAGAACCUGCAGAUUCACGUUCAAUCGUGCGGUAACGAGUUGUCUCUCUAAAGACAGACACAUAGACAUAUAAGCAGUAGAUUGUGUCCUUCCAGAGGAGGAAAUCUACUUCUAGACUUCUAGAAUCAGCAUCUCCUCAUCCAUGGUGUCAUCGGGGUGAAAUGACGUCUAAAAACCUUUCACUUGUUCGUCUCCGCCCAGGUCUGAAGCCGGAUGUUUUAUUUUGUGUCUGUGCCCGACUUCCUUUUCAGCACGGGUUAAUCUGUGCUGAAUUUAUCCGCCAUGCUCCGGCGUCCAGAAAAAAUAGAACUCUUGUGAUCAGCUGAGGAGUCCGGCGAUCCGCAGAGGAACGGAAAGAAGUCGGUGUAAAUUGACACGUUAACUUGAAUGGUUACGAUCAGCUACGAUCGGAGGAUACGACCUUUUAGGAGACGAUCAGGAUGAAGGUGGAAACUGGGGGUUAAGGUCACAUUUCCCUGUCAAGUCUUAAAACUUUUGUUAAUGUGUAACACGAACGAUCGAACUCGACCAAAAAGAGUAAAUCCUGAAUAUCUUGGAGCUCCGUUUUUGACGGUGACCCUCUUCGACUCUCUGCAGGUGAAUCACACCGUGCUGCUGAGCACCAUCGGAGAGUCCACCUACAGGUUUGGUGCGACAUACGUUGGAACUAAGCAGAUGGGUCCAGCGGAGGUAUGCUGUGAUUCAGUGCAUGUUUGUUUCUGUCUGAAGACGCUGUGAUGUAAAGUUUCGCUGCUCCACUCCCAGUUUUUUCCCGUGAUGGUUGGAGACAUGGACAACAGCGGCAGCCUCAACGCUCAGAUCAUCCACCAGAUCACCGGCAGGAUACGAUCCAAACUGGCCUUCCAGGUCCGGCCUCAGCAUGUUCUCUCUCAGUCGGACCUUUGAACGUAUGUUUCAUAAACUAACUAGAAAUAAUGUCGUCCCACAUUCAGACGCAGCAACACAAGUUUAUGAACUGGCAGGGCGACGCUGAGAUCAGGGGGGAAGAUUUUACUGCGACAGUCACACUGGGAAACCCGGACGUCCUCGUCGGUUCUGGUAGGUUCUCUCUCAUGUGACUGUCCGCUCAUCUUUACUGGAACUGAUCACGUCUCCUUUUGUUCCCACCUGUCAGGUAUUGUUGUAACACACUACCUCCAGUCCAUCACACCGGCUCUGGCUCUGGGAGGCGAGCUGGUUUAUCACCGCCGGCCGGGAGAGGAGGGCGCCGUCAUGUCUUUAGUGGGCAGGUACACAGGUGAGAGGCGGUUUACUGUGACCCGGACUGUGUGGACGCCACAUGAGGGUGGAUUUUCUGUGACAUCUUGACCUUCCUCUGUGCAGGUAGUAACUACAUCGCCACGCUGACCCUGGGCUCGGCGGGCGCUCACGCUUCAUACUAUCACAAAGCCAAUGAUCAGGUAACUGUGGCGCCUUUUCUUUAACUCUCAUGUUUGUAAUAAGUUUCAGUUUCUGGUCGAUAGAGAAAUAAAAACCCGUCUGCUUCUGUCCCACAGCUGCAGCUCGGUGUGGAGUUUGAGGCGAGCACCCGCAUGCAGGACACCAGCGUGUCGUUUGGGUAUCAGCUCGACGUGCCUAAAGCCAAUUUACUCUUUAAAGGUAGGACUGUUUUAAAACGAGAACGAAUCCAGAGGAGAGGAAAGACACGGUGAAGUCAAUGAUGAAAAGGUUGACUUUAAAAGAAAGUCCAAGCUUAAACACACCUGAGAUGAAAAUACUAUCCUGGAGUCCGGCGGGCGGUAUUUGUUUGUAGGAUGGUAGGAGAAGGUCCCGCCCUCCUUCGACUCUGAUUGGCUAGAAGUGCUGGGCUCCGUCUGUCGGGCUAGGAGAUUCAGAAGUGCGAUAAUGUUCUGUUUGUCGACAGAGCCGACAGCCCACGCUCGGAUUGAGCGUGUGAUGACGUUUCAAGCUUUUCUAGCCAAUCAAAAAAAAAAAUAUCGCAUCCGGUGGGCUUGGAAUGACUGACAGCAGGGAUGGCCAAUCACACACAUAAUACAGCCCAGCGGCAGAGCCAAUCAAGGACUUACUUGGCAGUCCAGAUUUUAGUCCGUUUGAGACUAAUCAGUAAUCGGCCAAAACUCACAGAUUUUCGCCGAUAUUUUCAGAAAUAAAAUGCAGAGAAUAAGAUUCAGUUUCACUUCGAAAAUGUUCUGCCGUUUGAAAAGUUCCCCAACUUAUCCUGUAGAUGGUGCUACAGCGACCUGAUGACAAUCUUCAUCCACUAACCACCUGGUGGGUUCUAGAAAACGCUUUUCUGGUUCGAGUUUGAUCAGUCGGUCUUCCUGUCGGUGUGAAGAGCAGUAGCCUAAAGUAUAUCUACAAUAUAUAUAUAUAUUUUUAUAACUUCAUAAAAAAUGUAAAAAAAUUGGCCGAUUUAUUGGUAAUCCCCCCCCCCCCCCCAAUAAUCUGCAUCGUCCCCAAAAACUCCAUAUGGGUCAGACCACAGCAUAGUUUAUACCACAGCGUAUCUGCAGUCUGAGAUCAAUUAUCAUCCCUCUGUUCUGCUGACUUUGCAGCGUGUGUGUGUGUGAGUGUGUGUGUGUGUGUGUGUGUGUGUGUGUGUGUGUGUGUGUGUGUGUGUGUGUGUGUGUGUGUGUGUGUGUGUGUGUGUGUGUGUGUGUGUGUGUGUGUGAGAGAGUGGAGCUUUAAUCUUCUGUUCUAUAACCUGAUGAAGGUGAAGUUCUAAAGUUUGAUGUUGGUCACUGGUCACCCUCUCUGAUCAGAACGACCACGUCUGCAGAUCACUCUCUCUCCUCUGUUUUCUUUGGUUCGACUCUCUAAUUGAAUUUUCUCUUCGAGGAUAAAUGAUGUUCUUUUCGUCUUCUCUGUGUCCUGCUCCUCUCUCAGGUUCGGUAGACAGUAACUGGAUCGUCGGCGCCACGUUAGAAAAGAAGCUGCUCCCUCUGCCGCUCUCUCUAGUCCUCUGCACCUUCCUCAACCACCGCAAAAACAAGUUCCAGUGCGGCUUCGGCGUCACCAUCGGUUAGACGGACUCAGUUUGGACGAGCAGACUUUGCCAUGAACACCACCGUGUGUCCCUUCACCUCCAUCUGUUGCUCUUAUCGACCAUCUCAUGUUAUUGGUUCCAUCAGACGAGCAGAAAAAAAAGGUUAUAACGUCAAUCUGAUGCAUUUAAUCUUCCGAGGAGUAACAGAUAAUGUGAUUGGUUUGGAUUUAGUUUACUGUGAACAGAAAAAAAAAAACACCUGAGACUUGAUUCAUAAUCUCUGUUCUCUGUUUCUGUGCCUGUCUCUUCAGAUCCGCUUUUUAUUCUCCUGUUUUUUUACCGUUCGUCUGUCUCGGCGUGCCGUUGAUUCAUUUUUCUUGUUUUAUAGUUAAUUUUUUUGUUUACCAGGAAGGAGAGAGGGCGCUGCAUGUCACAAUCACAACCAAUCACUAGUUUUGUUGCCUUUUUAUCCGUUACAAACAUACGAAACACUGAAGACAUGACCUGUAUAUACCUCUUGGAAACUGAUAAAUACCAUUUCUUACAAAAAAACG